Gongylonema pulchrum is the source of this 1182-nucleotide messenger RNA. Lineage: Eukaryota; Metazoa; Nematoda; Chromadorea; Rhabditida; Gongylonematidae. The record is from the annotation of a GenBank genome assembly.
AUGAUGAGUAUAGUUGUAAAGAUCCUGGCAGCUGCCGAAAAGCGGCAUGCGCGCAUUCUGCGAGAGUUGGACGAAGCAAAGCAGCGCUCGGCUGCCGAUGCUGCUCAAGGUGAUGAUCUUUGCGCGCUCCUGGAGACUGAACGAACCCGUCUUCGUCAGCAACUGGAAUACGAGCAAAAAGAGAGUGAUAAAAUUCGCAUGGAGGUGAAACGGCUGGAGAAGAAACUGUGCGACGAGAAGGAGCGCCACAAGUCGAUGGUGCUUUUUCUGAUAAAUGAACGGAAGCAAAUGUUAUUGGGUGUGCACGAAAUGAACAUCCAAAAUGACCAUGGUAUUUCUCAGGUGCAAGAAGCUUCAUUAAUUGCAGAGAUGCGAAAAGAAGUUUCUGCCUUGCGCUUAGAAAGGGACCAGUUGCGCACAGCUCUGGAAGCAACUCGUUCGGAAGUUCAAGCUUACAAAGAGGUUAUUAGGAAUCAAGAGGAAGAUUUGGCACUAAUGCGCAACAAUAUUCUUGCGAACACUCGGAAUUAUAAUAAUAAUUUACGGUGGACCAGUGAUGGUUCUGUGGUUGUCGUUAAUAAGGGAGUUUCCACGGUGCAGUCACCUUCAAGAAAUUCAGCACCAGGAUUACCGCCAACAGUCACUGAUUUGCGGCAUCCUGUAAGGCCUCGGCUUACUAAUUCCUCAACGUUCCCAGCAAGUGAUCGGAUUCCUCCUAGCCGAGUUCCUUUGCCGGCAGCAUCAUCUCGCACAGCAGCUUCAGCAAUUCCACCUUCUCCCACCAAGAGAGGCUACCAUCAUACAUCUGCUACACGACCAACGACGCCAUCAACAGUGCGAGGCACUGUGAAUUCGCAUUCGCAUGACCGUGUGAGAAUGUCGAGCUCCUCAGACACUCCUGAACGAAUGAAAAGCGCCUUCUCAACUGAGCCAGAAAUCGAACAGUUAGGAGCAGUAAUUGAAUCAAUGAACACAACAAGCAAGUUUUUCCUUUUUUUUGAUAUCUCUUCUUCGAUGUCCGACAAGCGAAGUGCAUCACUACCAAGAAAUAGUAAAAACGGCGGUGUUAUCAGUGCGCAGUUACGUAAGAAUGUGCCACCCAAAAAUGUCUUUCCCGUAAAACGUAAUGCAAUCUUCAAAGCUCUCGGUGUAUCGACGCGAAACGACAGGAAUGGCUCAUGA